ACGACAGUUGUCCUUUGGAACAGUUGAUGAGAAAGAGGAUUUUUUUUUUCCCUGCAGUAAUAUGAGCGCGCUCGCCUUUAUUCGGCGAGAGCAGGCGGCCUGGCAGGAAUUUUCACUCUCGCAAUAGCUUGGGGAAGUAGGGCAGCGUUGUUGUUUCUCAAAGCAUUUAAAUAUAUAUUUCGGUCGGAAUGAUUGACAUAGAUUUAUGUAAAGCCUUAAAAAAAAUUUUGUUUCCGUAUCCCCCUUCCCCAGUCCCUUUCCUUCUUCAAAAGGAUUGGGAAAUUAAGGUGACUUAAAUAAAGAUGUUCUUGCUUGCUGGUGCCCGGAUUUGGACGGAAGGGCAUGUUCUUUUACAUAAUAACAGUGGAUUGCAAUAGAACAAAGGCCAUUGAAAAUUCAGACUGCUUUUGGUUCAGGGGAAAAGGAAGUUAGUUCAAGGACGUUGGAGCUCUUGCGAAUAUAUUUGUUGACUUUUGAAAUUUGUUCACUCAAACGAGAGGUGGUGCCAAUACGGUGAUAGCAUACCUCAAGCAUUUUUUGAGACCUACCGGAUAAUCUAGAAGUCCAACCGGCUCUGGCGGGCCAGACCUGAUUUCAGAUAAGAGGAACAGAAUUUUUGGUAUUUUCCCUCUGGUGGUUCCCUUACAUAAGCUUGCUUUUUUUUUUUUUUUACAAAAAUGAUUCAUUAGGAGGGGCAAGAAACUUGACUCAACCCUCUAACCCCUACCCCCAAAAAAGACUCAUGUUUAGAGGGGAAUUUUCAAUGUUUGCCAAACACGGUUUCAUUUUUUUUUUUUUUUUUAAUGUUAAUACGUGUUUUUCGUACAGCUUCUGGAUUGGAUGUCUUGAUUAAAAGGGCUUUUUCUUUCGACUUCGUGUUUUACAUUUGUUUGUAACAGGGCGCCUGUCGGUCACUCACCCACUCUCCGUGGAGUGGUGGCGAGCAGCGGCGGCACCCACUCAGUUUCCACCCGUCACAGUUUUCAGGAGCAGCAGAUCUGUUCGUGUCCUCCGUGGGUGGGUACCUUUCCUGGUGGAGAUCCAGCUGGAAGAGCUGGCGGCUGCCCCGGCAACACCUCCAUUGGAAAGGAUUCUGAAAGAAAUGAAGAAAACCAUCAGAAAUGAAGUCAGUAGCCUCAUGGCCUUCUGUUGACUGGACUGGAUUCUUAUUGCUCUUCUUUGCAACGACACUUUACAGAAUGUCUGCUGAGGUCAUCCAUCAGGUUGAAGAGGCACUUGAUGAAGAUGAGAAGGAGAUGCUUCUUUAUUUGUGUCGGGAUGUUGCUGAAGAUGUAGCUCCACUUACUGUCAGGGACCUUUUGGAUAUUUUAAGUGAGAAAGGAAAGCUGUCUGCCAUGGGCUUAGCUGAGCUGCUCUACAGAGUGAGGCGGUUUGACUUGCUCAAGAGGAUCUUGAAGAUGGACAAAAUGGCAGUGGAGGCCCACCUACUCAGGCACCCUCAUCUUGUUUCGGACUACAGGGUGCUGAUGACCGAGAUUGGUGAAGAUUUGGAUAAAUCUGAUAUGUCCUCAUUAAUUUUUCUCAUGAGGGAUUAUAUGGGUCGAGGCAAGAUAGCCAAGGAUAAGAGUUUCUUGGAUCUUGUGAUGGAAUUGGAGAAACUAAAUCUGGUUGCUCCAGAUCAACUGGAUUUAUUAGAAAAAUGCCUAAAGAACAUCCACAGGAUAGACCUGAAGACAAAAAUCCAGAAAUACAAGCAAUCUGCUCAAGGAGCGGGAACAAGUUAUAUAAACGCUCACAAGGCAUCUCUCUCAAACUUGAGUUUUAAGGAUACUUCAUAUAACUUAAGGCUCCAGAAUGGGAGAAGUAAAGAACAAAGACUCAUGGUGAAACAACUUGACAUUCAAAGAGAACCAGAGAAAACAUCCAUUCAAGAAUCGGGAGCAUUUUUGCCUCAGCACAUACCAGAAGAGAGAUACAGGAUGCAGAGCAAGCCCUUAGGAAUCUGCCUGAUAAUUGAUUGCAUCGGCAAUGACACAGAGAUUCUUCGGGACACCUUUGCUUCACUGGGCUAUGACGUCCAGUGUUUCUCAUAUCAGAGUAUGAACAAUAUAAUUCAGAUUCUUCGCAAAGUUGCCUGUAUGCCUCAACACCAAGACUACGACAGCUUCGUGUGUGUCCUGGUGAGCCGAGGGAACUCCGAGAGCGUGUUUGGUGUGGAUCAGACUCGCUCAGGUUUCCCUUUGGAUCACAUCAGGAGGAUGUUCAUGGGAGAUGCAUGCCCUUCUCUCUUAGGAAAGCCAAAGCUAUUUUUUAUUCAGAACUAUGUGGUGUUAGAGAGCCACCUGGAAGACUGUAGUACCCUGGAGGUAGAUGGGCCAGCAGUGAAGAAUGUGGAAUCCAAGCCAAGGCAACUUGGACCCUGCCUGGUUCAUCGAGAAGCUGACUUCCUCUGGAGCCUGUGCAAAGCAGAUGUGUCUCUGCUGGAGCGACCCUCCAGCUUACCAUCCCAGUAUCUCAAGUGCCUCUCCCAGAAACUAGGGCAAGGAAGAAGACGCCCACUUCUGGAACUCCAUAUUGAACUCAACAGCAGCGUGUAUGAUUGGAACAGCAGAGUGUCUGCUAAGGAGAAGUACUAUGUCUGGCUGCAGCACACUCUGAGAAAGAAACUCAUCCUCUCUUGCACGUGAAAAGCCAACGGCCCUUUUUAGCCGUGCAGUCUAUAUCCCUAGCUAUAGAGCACUUCUCAAGCCAGAGUGUAUAUGUGUGAUGUGAGUGAAGUGAGGUCAUGGCUUGUGCUGUCGUGACACUGUGAGGAAUGCUUGACAGGAAGGAGUAUUUUACUAUAGCUUCUGAGGUGAAGAUAUUGGCCACUAUUGCUGAAAUAGCUUCCAAGGUCAGUGUUGGGAAGAAAAUUUAAAUUGUAAAUUUAAAAACCGAGUACUGGUUGAAUUUGGCAUCUCAAGAUGAUGGUGCUGACCUUUUACCCCACCUGUGUCCAUCUUCAUUUUGAUCCUUCUCCAAGGAGCUGGUAUAUAACUUAGAGGGGCAGGGCAGGUGCCCAGGCCUAGCUCCAAGCAAGGGGAUCAGAGUACACAAUUACAGCCAGGAGCCAGAGUCCUUACCAUACGCUGCUGACAGAAUCCAGAAAUGCAGUCUUCAUCGUGCUUCUAAUCCAGCAAAUGUUCCUUUAUCAACUUUCUUGAGAAAAAGUGAGGCUUUCUCACCUCUGCACCUGCUCAACACUCAGUUCACUCACGCAAAUCUGAUGAUGGCCAGGCACAGAAGUGACCAGAAUUUAUUUCUAAGAAGGAAAAUACAUAAUCCGCUCAUUUACUUAUGCCCUACUUUAAAAAAUUAUUUAUUUGCUUAUAUAUAUAUAUAUAUAUUUUUUUUUAAAUUGUUUUUAAGUGGAGUAUGACUGUGUAUAUGUGUGUGUUUUGCCGUGACUACUGAACGAAAGCUGCAAAGUAUGAAAGGAACAGUUUCAGACCAUUUAACAAUGAUUAUUUCUACUUUCAGAGUUAUUCUACACUCUUUGUUUUAAUGAGCACAGGACUCCUGAGGGAAUUUAACUUUGAGUUUAACAUUGCUGAGGGGUGUCAGCAGGAGUAAUGUUAUGUGCUCGGCUCCAUGAACCUAACCCUGUGUUCAAUAUUAUAGAGGGAAACCGAGGAGGAUGUUAGUGACGUGGCAGCUUUGGCAUGCCUCUCUGUCCCAUCCAGACGAGGUGACAAACAUUUUCCAUUUAUUCUGUUUCUUCUCAUUAACUGAAAUAACCACAUUGCCUUUACUUUUGAGAUAGAAUCACUGCUACUUCUGUAAGUAAAAUUGCCUCAAAAUUCAAUGUAUCAGAUGUAUGAAAUUCAAUGUAAAAUGUAUGACAUUUUCUUUGAGUUACAAAAAAUUGCAAGCAUAAAACAAGAACAUGGUAUUUAUGUUACUUUUUAG
Pteropus alecto (black flying fox) is the source of this 3909-nucleotide messenger RNA. It is a transcript of the gene CFLAR, whose product is annotated as CASP8 and FADD like apoptosis regulator. Lineage: Eukaryota; Metazoa; Chordata; Mammalia; Chiroptera; Pteropodidae. Gene Ontology annotation, biological process: negative regulation of extrinsic apoptotic signaling pathway via death domain receptors; proteolysis. Gene Ontology annotation, molecular function: protein binding; cysteine-type endopeptidase activity. The transcript is spliced from 12 exons. Bases 1122 to 2648 code for a protein of 508 amino acids. The record is from RefSeq and is a predicted model, not a curated record.